AGUUGGCGUUAAACUGACACCACUGUACAUUUAGUGAAUAUUACGGGUUUUGGAUAGACUUAACAGGGCAUUUUUUUAGACGAGGGGAGACACCGGUCUGCUCAAGUCAGCUAAGGCUUGUUAGCACUAGAGGCUAACCACGGCUAAUGUUGGAGUUGGACAAGUUACUUCAGCCCAACUGGGCUCCUCUGCAGAGGCACUCGUCAGUCUAAAAGAGGGCAGUUUGUCCAACACUCUGAAUGAAAAGAACAGCUUCCCAAGAGCUCACAACACCAGGGGACGACAUUCCUCUGUCACAAUGGACACGCCCACACGGAACUCAAAGAGGAGCCGUUUGUUUCGGGAUGAAGAAGAACCGCCUCAGCAGCGUCUCCCUUCUAGAUCCCCACGGAGGAGCCAGAGAGUCACCACCACGCCACAGAAGUUUUCUAAUGUCGUGACACCAGACAAGAAGGCCUCCCAGAAGAUCGGGCUGAGAUUAAGAAACCUCCUUAAACUACCCAAAGCUCACAAAUGGUGCAUCUAUGAAUGGUUCUACUCCAACAUUGACAGACCCCUUUUUGAAGGUGACAAUGAAUUCUGCCUGUGUCUCAAGGAGUCUUUCCCCAACUUGAAAACAAGAAAGUUAACAAGAGUUGAGUGGGGAACAAUCAGGAGACUGAUGGGGAAACCUCGGCGGUGUUCGUCAGCAUUCUUCGCUGAAGAGCGAACAGCACUGAGGCAGAAGCGGCAGAAAAUGCGCCUGCUGCAGCAGCGGAAAAUAUCUGACGUGUCAAACUGCAAAGACCUUCCUGAUGAAAUCCCCCUGCCUCUCAUCAUAGGAACCAAAGUCACUGCUCGACUCCGAGGCGUCCACGACGGUCUGUUCACAGGGCAGAUAGACGCCGUUGACACCAGCGCCGCCACCUAUCGCGUCACCUUUGACCGCAGCGGCCUGGGAACACACACUGUGCCUGAUUACGAAGUCCUGAGCAACGAACCCAACGAGACCAUGCCCAUUUCAGCCUUUGCCCAGAAGCAUCGGUCAACACGCUACAUGCAGAACCUCAUGACGCCGCCUAGAGGGCCCUACCCAUCUGCUACCACUCCUGUCCACAUGGACAAUGACCCUCUUAUCAACCAGUCACCGUGGAGGAACAAGCUGCCAGGUGCUGAGGGAGAUACACUGGGAGGAUUUCCUGUUAAAUUCCUAGUGCAAGUGACGAGGUUGUCCAAAAUCCUCAUGAUCAAGAAAGAGCACAUCAAGCACUUGAAAGAAAUGAACACAGAGGCCGAGAAACUGAAGUCGUACUCGAUGCCGAUUGACCUGGAAUUCCAGAAGCGAUAUGCGACCACGGUGCUGGAGCUGGAGCAGCUCAAUAAAGAUCUCAACAAGGUGCUUCAUGAAGUUCAGCAGUUCUGCUGUGAUCUCGCUCCCGAUCAGGGCAUGGUUCCAGCCGACCAUCCCACAGAGCUGCGGCGGCGAUGUGAAGAGGAGGCCCAGCAGAUGGUGCAGCAGAGCGUCUCUGUGAAGGACGGACAGCAGAGUGUGACAAAUCCCAACCUCACACACCUCAUCUCCCGCCUCACUGCUCUGCUCCUGCAGAUCAAGUGUCUGGCAGAUGGAGGAGAUCUGAACUCAUUUGAGUUUAAAUCUCUAACGGACUCCCUCAAUGACAUCAAGGCAUCGAUUGAUCCCUCCAACCACAGCUGCUUUCAGAAUAACGUCGAGAUCCACGUGGCGCACAUCCAGAGCGGCCUUAGUCAGCUGGGCAAUCUGCACGCGUUCGCCGCCAACAACACCAACGCAGUCUGAGCGCCCGCAUCGUUCCCGCCGCACACGACGGCGCAUGCACACACAACAGCCGUGUGGUACGUUAAUGUCGUCUUUCGAAGCGGCGCUCCCGCCCGAACUGUUAAAAGGCUACGAAAAAGUCCGAUGUCGAUGUUGAGGAUCGGCACGGCCUGAAUUUAGACGCGUCAAGUUCUGCCCAGGACGUCGCGACCCGAAUGGGAGAAGGGAGGAUGUCAGAUAUUUUACCCCGCCCGUUUUAUUGUGUGAAAAAAUGUUUGUGCACCCGACUGAACACAAACCUGAAAGAGCCCUUAGCUUACGCCACAGUCCACAUCUCCAAACUCUCAAACUGUUAUUUAUUGGUUUCACGUGCCAAACAUAGAUUCUAACAGUUUUUAUAGUCCAUAUUUAUUUAUUUUUGCGUAGGUGUUCUGAAGCGAUAUUUUGCUAUCUGGCGUUUCCCCCUGUUAAGUGUUGUGUUCUGUUGCUCCGCUCAUGGUAGGCGCCGGGGAAAGCUAAAGAAUGUUUUAUAAAAAAUUGUUUAUUGUAGAUAAAUUGUACAAUAUCUCUUAUUAGGACUAACGUCAAAACAUUUCUGCUGUGUAUUCAGAAAUGGCUUUUGUAAUUUUGUGUGCACUGAAAAGAGAUUUUGGUAUUUUUAUAAAGGAGGACUCUGGGGUUUCGAUGCCUUUUACUCCCCAAGCUUUUCCACAUUUGACAUGGCUGUUGCUGCAACUCCCCACACUAAGCCUGCAUCCCCGAUUUAACCCCGACAACUCAUACGGUUCCCUCCCAGAGAAUCUCCUUUUUCAGUUUUGUAAAGUUGUAUAUGAGAGUGCCCCAGGGCAAUUGUACAUAAAUGUUUCCGUCUUUUUAUAUUAAACAUAAUAUUGCGACACCGUU
Molecule: messenger RNA, 2677 nt
Organism: Mugil cephalus (flathead mullet)
Lineage: Eukaryota; Metazoa; Chordata; Actinopteri; Mugiliformes; Mugilidae
Gene: lin9
Product: lin-9 DREAM MuvB core complex component
Exons: 15
Coding region: 299-1795 (498 amino acids)
Biological process (GO): regulation of cell cycle; regulation of transcription by RNA polymerase II; DNA-templated transcription
Cellular component (GO): transcription repressor complex; nucleoplasm
Molecular function (GO): DNA binding
Source: RefSeq, a predicted model, not a curated record